AUGGCUUGCGACUACCAAUACGUCAAGGAGCACACGAAGGAAGGUUACGUCUUUCCCUCGCACCGCUUCCAACGAUCAUGUCCUCCAGACAAAACGCCGCUAUGUCUCGUUGCUUGCGGCUCUUUCAGCCCAAUCACGUAUCUCCAUCUUCGGAUGUUCCCCAUGGCUCGGGACCAUGCUCACAAUGAGAAUUUCGAAGUUGUUGCAGGUUUUUUGAGUCCUGUCAGCGAUGCCUACAAAAAGAAGGGCCUAGCUCCUGCUCAUCAUCGGAUUGAGAUGUGUAGGCUUGCGACCGAAAAUAGCUCCAAGUGGCUAAUGGUAGACCCCUGGGAAGCUGAGAGCCCAACUUAUAUCCCAACGGCCAAAGUGCUUGAUCACUUUGACUAUGAGAUCAAUGAGGUCAUGGGCGGUGUUGAAUGCACUGACGGAACUCGAAAGCGCUGCCGCAUUGUACUUCUUGCUGGCCUCGAUCUCAUCCAGACCAUGUCGACUCCUGGUGUGUGGGACGAGCGUGACCUUGACCACAUCCUGGGCAACUAUGGCGUUUUUGCUUUGGAGCGUACAGGAACUGAAAUUGAUUCAACCCUGGCAAACUUGAAGCAAUGGGAGAAGAAUAUUCACAUAAUUCGUCAGGUCGUUACCAAUGACAUCAGUAGCACCAAAAUUCGCCUAUUGCUCAAACGCAACAUGUCGAUUGACUACUUGAUUCCUGAUCUUGUAGUCAGCUACAUUUUCGAAAAUAAUCUUUACCGCGAUCUCGAUAUGCCUGACUCGAAGGGCAAAGAGAACGCCAUUACGAAUGGGCCCGAUGCCGGCACCAGCACUGGUUGA
Messenger RNA from Fusarium tjaetaba, 831 nucleotides. Its product is annotated as nicotinate (nicotinamide) nucleotide adenylyltransferase. Gene Ontology annotation, molecular function: nicotinate-nucleotide adenylyltransferase activity; nicotinamide-nucleotide adenylyltransferase activity. The transcript has 5 exons. Lineage: Eukaryota; Fungi; Ascomycota; Sordariomycetes; Hypocreales; Nectriaceae. Gene Ontology annotation, biological process: NAD+ biosynthetic process. The record is from RefSeq and is a predicted model, not a curated record. The coding region runs from base 1 to 831 and encodes 276 amino acids.